Messenger RNA from Kuraishia capsulata CBS 1993, 471 nucleotides. RefSeq lists its product as uncharacterized. Lineage: Eukaryota; Fungi; Ascomycota; Pichiomycetes; Pichiales; Pichiaceae. The record is from RefSeq and is a predicted model, not a curated record. Bases 1 to 471 code for a protein of 156 amino acids. The transcript has a single exon.
AUGUCAGAUCUUUCUCCAGUCUACUCCACCGGCCGCGGAGGCCACGGAAACCUCACACACGCUCAUGAAAAAUCUGAACUCGAGCCCAGUUUUUCCAACUCUUCGAAGUUAAGCUCAGCUUUCAAACAUGACAAAGAGGGUAACGUGACAUAUUCUACUGGACGUGGUGGUGCGGGUAACUUCAAGAGCUCUAAGGAGAUCCCCAGUCCAACCCUGACUCCAGACCCCGAGACUGGUGCCAAUUCGCUCCAGCCGGUGUUUUCUACUGGACGUGGUGGUUUCGGAAACAUGGUCAAGAGCGGAGAUAUAUCACCAAUUGCGUCUAGGGAUUAUUCGAACCCUCCUAACAUCAAGGCCAAUGCCCCUGUGAGUACCGGUAGAGGUGGUGCUGGAAACGUGGUGGACCCCACUGCUUCUUCAGAGCAGAAAUCGAGCAACUUUCUGUCAAAGUUGAAGAAGAUCUUCAACUAA